Messenger RNA from Priapulus caudatus, 569 nucleotides. RefSeq names its product serine protease inhibitor dipetalogastin-like. The record is from RefSeq and is a predicted model, not a curated record. The transcript has 3 exons. Gene Ontology annotation, molecular function: serine-type endopeptidase inhibitor activity; protein binding. NCBI's taxonomy places the organism in Eukaryota, Metazoa, Priapulida, Priapulimorpha, Priapulimorphida, Priapulidae. The coding region runs from base 40 to 555 and encodes 171 amino acids.
CCGAGCCUGAUAGUUGACUACGAAGGAGAGUGCGUGACAAUGACGACCACGGCGCCGUGCCAGUGUCCUCGCUACGUGCGGCCUGUCUGCGGCACGGACGGACAGACGUACCAGAACGCCUGCCAGCUCGAAUGCGCCUCUGCAGCAGCAGGGAACGAGGGUCUAGCGGUUGACCAUGAUGGCAAAUGUGAACAAUCAUCUACGGCUGCCCCUUGCAAUUGCCUUGGUGCAAUUCGGGAAGUCUGCGGUACAGAUGGAAACACAUACCCGAACCCUUGUAUGCUGGAGUGUGCUGCCAGAGAACAAGGUAUUAGAAUUCGCGUAGACCAUGACGGAGAAUGCCAGGAAACGACGACUGUCGCCCCAUGCACUUGUCCUCGCUCCAUCCGCAAGGUGUGUGGCACGGAUGGAAACACAUACCAGAACCAAUGUUUGCUGGAGUGUUCUGCCAGAGAACAGGGUGAGAAAAUAUAUAUAGCAGCAAUAGUAUUGACAAAACCGUGUCAUGGCGCUCCAUUCCCUAUCUUGGCUAUAUAUGCCUCGAACUCCUCAUGAGCCGAACCAACCAA